GCAGAACUUCGCGAUACGGAGGGGGUACGGGAAGCGGGCGUUUUACACGUGGGAAGAAAACUUGAGAGCCCAGAAGAAAGUCCUGCAAUUCUGUAUUGUGGUUAUUCUACUAGUCGUUUUCUUUCUGUUUUUCAUCUUGAAACCGCAUGAAUUCCAAUUCGAUGUCCAACUGUACUACUUACAAAGAAGUUCACAUUACAACAGCCCGCCUGAUCGCCUCCGGCAACCGCGAGACGUUGUUGAAGCUGCACCUGCUCGAGUGGCGAAAGUACGCAGAGGACCAGAUUCAAGAGCGGCACCAGG
Messenger RNA from Amoebophrya sp. A120, 303 nucleotides. The record is from the annotation of a GenBank genome assembly. Lineage: Eukaryota; Dinophyceae; Syndiniales; Amoebophryaceae.